Molecule: messenger RNA, 2637 nt
Organism: Bufo bufo (common toad)
Lineage: Eukaryota; Metazoa; Chordata; Amphibia; Anura; Bufonidae
Gene: SLC40A1
Product: solute carrier family 40 member 1
Exons: 9
Coding region: 286-2121 (611 amino acids)
Biological process (GO): iron ion transmembrane transport
Cellular component (GO): basolateral plasma membrane
Molecular function (GO): peptide hormone binding; iron ion transmembrane transporter activity
Source: RefSeq, a predicted model, not a curated record
UGUGCAAGCAGUGCUGGGCCGAUUCUAUAAAAGAGGGAGAAGAGAGCCGUAAACACCACAGGGAGAUCGGAUUCUAGGGCUGUGGAAGGGGAUCGGGGGCUUGCAGCUGUCUGCAUCCCCUUCUUAUCUUUUCAGGCUUUUAUAUAAGGCCAUUGCUUUCCAACUUCAGCUACAGUGAUAGCUAAGUUUGGAAAGAAAGAGAAAGGGAAGUCGGUUGUUGUGUCCAUUAUAGUCAACAUUUAGUAACGUCAAACCUGAUCGAUCAUAUCGCUAUAUGAGAUCAUCAUGACAAAAGCAAAGGAUACAAAGUCUGCAGGAUGUUGUGGAUCCUGUGUCAGCUAUUUUACCUCUGCAAAAUUUCUCAUGUAUGUUGGACACGCUCUUUCUACGUGGGGAGAUCGCAUGUGGCACUUUGCUGUCUCACUGUUCUUAGUGGAACUGUAUGGAAACAGUUUGCUUCUCACGGCUGUUUAUGGACUUGUGGUUGCAGGCUCUGUCCUUCUUCUUGGAGCUAUCAUUGGAGACUGGGUUGAUAAAAACCCACGGCUGAAAGUGGCGCAGACUUCGUUAAUUGUGCAAAAUGUUUCUGUUAUAAUUUGUGGCAUAAUCCUGAUGGUGGUUUUCUUGUACAAGACCGAACUUUUGUCAAUGUAUCAAGGGUGGCUCUUGCAGCCAGAUAUUCUUUGCAGCAUGAGAUGGUGCAUUGUCAUGCAUGAAGAUGAUUUUAUUACGGAAAGCAUAGUUCUUCCUUCUGUAUCAGGGAAGAAAGUGACCCUCUGCUAUAUCCUGGUUAUUACUAUAGCAAAUACUGCAAAUCUGGCCAGCACAGCUACUGCCAUCACAAUUCAGAGGGACUGGAUUGUUGUUGUUGCAGGAGAAGACAGGAGCAAAUUAGCAGACAUGAAUGCAACAGUGAGGCAAAUCGACCAGCUGACAAACAUAUUGGCUCCAUUGGCGGUUGGACAGAUAAUGACCUUUGGUUCACCUGUUAUAGGAUGUGGAUUCAUUGCUGGUUGGAACUUGGUGUCUAUGUGUGUAGAAUAUUUGCUUCUUUGGAAAGUUUACCAAAAGACACCAGCCUUAGCUAUUAAGUCUUGCAAAAAAUGUGAUGAUGAAGAACUUAAGCAAUUAAAUAUAAAAGUUAUAGAUGCAAACUCCAACAACAGUGAAAAACCUACUGAAGAUGUUCAACUCAUGGGAGAGAAAAGUGUUGUGGCAACUGGAACUUCAGAAACGUCUAUAUGUAGUAAAAAAAUUACAGAGCCUUUUCGCACAUUCCGAAAUGGAUGGGUUGCAUACUACAACCAAUCAGUGUUUUGGGCUGGCAUGGGUCUUGCUUUCCUUUACAUGACUGUCCUUGGCUUUGACUGUAUCACCACUGGGUAUGCUUACACACAAGGACUAAGUGGCUCUCUUCUCAGUAUCCUUAUGGGUGCAUCUGCCAUUUCUGGAAUUAUUGGAACUCUGGCAUUUACCUGGCUCAGAAAAAGAUGUGGUCUAAUUCGUACUGGAUUCAUUUCAGGCAUAGCUCAAGUCAGCAGCCUUGUCCUAUGUGUGGUCUCAGUCUUUAUGCCUGGAAGUCCAUUGGAUCUUACUGUUUCUCCAUUUCAAGACAUUGGUACUCGCUUUCUUGAAGGAGAGCCCUUACCUACAGUAUCUCCAGGUGGUGUUCUCCAAGAGUCCUUCACAAUCGGCAUACAAAAUAUCUGGAAUAACUCCAGCUCAGCAACCAGUAAACCAGAUGUUUCAAGUCCAUUGACCUCAGUCAGUUUUCUUUUUGCUGGAGUUAUUGCAGCUAGAGUAGGUCUUUGGUCCUUUGAUCUGACAGUAACUCAGCUUCUUCAAGAAAAUGUCAUUGAGUCUGAAAGAGGCAUUAUAAAUGGUGUCCAGAACUCUAUGAAUUAUCUUCUGGAUCUUCUACAUUUCAUCAUGGUGAUCUUGGGACCCAACCCAGAAGCCUUUGGCUUGCUUGUUCUUAUUUCGGUGUCAUUUGUUGUCAUGGGCCACAUAAUGUAUUUUCGAUUUGCUUACAAAAAUGUUGAAAUGCUGUUAUUUUCUUGCUCUUCCUCAGAGCUGAAAACAGUGGCAAGUGAUCAGCAAUGCGGAAAUUCUUCUGUUUAAAAGGGCAAUAAGUUCAGUAACCAUUUAUCAUCUUAUGUUGUGCAUGUGUUCUCUAGAUGUGUUAGUUCUUGUUUUAUUAAACAUACUUGGGAAAUUUGAAAAAAAACAUCAAAUAUUGUGGUAGAGAUCCUCAACUAUGUUGAUUUGGCUUAUUUCUUUCUCAAAUGCUCCAAAGGCUAGCAUCACAAUUAAUUGUAGCACUAUGUUUGGGAUAUCAGUAAAUGUUCCCAACAUUUUCUUUAACUUUUUUCACAGGCCAAUAGAUGUAUUCUGGCCAAACGCAUUCCAAAAUAAUGCUUUAUUAAUAAUAUAUUAGUCUAAAUUUGCUGUGAUAAAAAACAAACAAAAUUAACUGUGUGGCACAUUCCAUAAACCCCCACGUAGAACAUUGGCAAAACUUGGUGUGAACCUUCUUAACAUUUAUACUAAGCAUUUUCUAGAUACUAUGAUCUCAGUCUCACAGUAAAGGUUUUUAUUUGUAUAAUGAUUUCAUAAUUAAAUCAAUGAAUAUGAAAA